AUGGAAAUCCUGUCACUACGAGAGCAGACAAUUGUUGUGAAAAGGACUGACUUGCUAAAGAAUGUUGAGAAUGGUCUUGCACUAAACCAGCUUCCACCUUCACAGCCACUGCCCAAUGGCUCUCAACUGGUUCAAUUUGUGGAUAAUGGUCAACUGAACCAAAUCACAACUACAGUGCAUGCUCAAAAUAAUUCUCGUGUGCAGCAGAUGCUCAAAGGAAAGCUCAAAGCCCUGGGCAUAACAGAGAUUGUGACGGGUAUAAUUGUCAUAAUCAUUGGAAUUGUACCAUUCAGCAUUGCACCACGUCAAUUUCUCUCUGUCAUCUUUUCCCUAAUAGUUGGCAUACCCUGGUGGACUGGAGCUCUAUUUAUUGUUGCAGGAUCGUUUGCUAUAGUUGUUGAAAAGAUGCCAACUCAUUGCAUGAUCAGAGGUUGUUUAGCAAUGAACAUCAUCAGUGCCAUUUUCUGCUUACCAGCUACAAUAAUUUAUGUUUUAAACCUUACAAUUAUCAGCAUUUCUUAUUCUGGGAGUACAGCAUGUAUCGUCAUACUUCUCCUGUUGACACUACUUAAUGCAGCAAUAUCUGUUGCAAUUUCAAGCUUCAACUGUAAAGCUAUGACUUGUUGCUGCAAGACACCAGCUGUAGUAAUUAUUGUCGUCUACAGCAAUGCAUCUGCACAACCAAUUCCCCCUCCACAGUUCCAGGAGAGUCCUCCUCCCUACAGCGUGAUGGUGACAGAAAAUGUGUAUGCCGGAUAA
Molecule: messenger RNA, 759 nt
Organism: Rhincodon typus (whale shark)
Lineage: Eukaryota; Metazoa; Chordata; Chondrichthyes; Orectolobiformes; Rhincodontidae
Product: membrane-spanning 4-domains subfamily A member 8-like
Exons: 7
Coding region: 1-759 (252 amino acids)
Cellular component (GO): membrane
Source: RefSeq, a predicted model, not a curated record